UGCGCAAGCGCGCUGGAAGUCCCGCCCCCUCUUCAGACCCCGCCCGCGACGCGCUACAAGGCGCACGGCGGCAGUUUGAAUCGCGGCGCUGCCUGACGUGGGCAUGGCGGUGCUGCGGCCCUUCAGCAAGCUCCCGGAGCUCAACUCCGCCGUCUUAUUGCUGGUCGGUUCGGAGGGAGACUUCCAGCAGAAGCUGGCGGAGGCUAUCCUCCAAGAGAAGAAGGACUUCACGGUGAAUGUCCACAUUGCUACAUCCCUCCCCUUACCUUCUGAGAGAGAUCACCUUCGGCCACAGAUAGAUAUGAUUGUGUUUAUGAUUGACAUCAAGAACAAAUACAGCUUGAAGAAUGUCGAAGAUUCGCUAGCUUAUGUGGAUGCCAAAUUCUUCCUGGGCAAAGUGUGCUUUCUUGUCACUGGGGUUGGCAGGGUGAAUUGUUGCAGUGUAGACAUGAAUGCUGUCUGGAAACUGGGAGAAAACUACUGCAGUCCUGUGCUGUUCUGUGAACUGGAGUUGGAAGGGACACGGGUUGCCACUGCUCAGCGACUUCUCCGAAUGUUACAGAUCUGUGCUGGUUACGUACCAGGAGUUUCUGCCUUGUACUUCAGCACGCUGAUGACUACCUUCUCAUCGUGAGAAUUCAGCCAGAUUCAUCAGUUUUUUCACUUUAGGCAUUCAAGCUGCUACAGUUGCAAUCACAUUGGGAAGGUUUUUUGCUUGACUUGUUGUGACCAUUCAUCCAGAGCUGUUCCUAGUCGCUAAUCUCUCAAGAAAAGCUUGAUUCCAGUUUAGAGGAUAAGAUAUAGGUGCUGGGGGUAGGACAGUUUGAAUUGAGGAUUCCUGUCCAUUAUUAUGUCUGAAUUCUAUUUCAUGAUCAAGUUUGACUUUCAGCCACUUUGCUAGUGGCCAGGAGCUACGUGUUUUACUGAGAGAGUAUCAGAAGAACAGACCGCUAUUCCAAAUGCUGCAUGUCAUGGUUGAAUGUCUUAGUUUCAGUGUCCCUGAAGUAUUUAGAGAAGAGGCAGGAGGCUCCAGCUUCCUUUUGGAUGAAAUAUAACACCUCAGACUAAUGGUGUGAAACCUUGCUGCCAGGUUUUGUCUCUCCACCAAGAGACUAAUGGGGAAGGAAGGCUGUCCUGCAGCUUCUGCAUAGACUGCAAGUGGCAGUUCCUGAUCCAGCUGUGUGAGCAUCUGCCCAGUGAAGGGCUUGGUAUUCCAUGCCUGAUACCUCACUGAGGAGGAAGGCACUAAAGAAGAUCGCACUUUAGCUUUUAUUUAGAUCUUGAAAGAAAAAGUCUCCUUUUAUCAAGCCCAGGAUAACCCUGGCAACCCAGCUGCCAGGGCUGACCAGAGAUGAAAUACUGCAGAUGACUAGAGCAAUAUACAGUAAACACAUGUUGUCUCCUGCAAGUUGGGUGUAUGGUUUAUAUAACAGUUUAACAGGUUCUUAUUCAUGCCUUAUUCCUAAUGCAAAUCAGUAGUGUGUUUUGGAGUUCUAACUUAAUAAAAUAUAUAAUAUUGAA
Messenger RNA from Columba livia (rock pigeon), 1521 nucleotides. RefSeq names its product centromere protein M (gene CENPM). Bases 104 to 634 code for a protein of 176 amino acids. The transcript is spliced from 6 exons. NCBI's taxonomy places the organism in Eukaryota, Metazoa, Chordata, Aves, Columbiformes, Columbidae. The record is from RefSeq and is a predicted model, not a curated record.